AUCUAAAUGAAUAGGAUAUAAUUAUCGAUGGAUAAUCUUCACCCUUGACAGCAGAGCUGUCAGUGCUUCUCACCCUCCGCUUCUCCAUCUCUCUUUGCGACCCCUAUCAGCUUAACCUACUCCCCUAGAAAGAAACCCUUCUCCAGGGUCACGGUUUUGGCUUCUGUUCUUUAUUCUGUUACCAGAAUCAGUUUUUUCCAUUCUUUAUUCCAUCGCGAUUGUUUUUAUUUGCAUCCAGGAUUUAAAUCGAUGAUGGAUAGAAGAAAGAGAGGGAGGCCUGACUUCAAAACUAAUGGCUUUGGUGGAUUGAAGAAAUCUAAGCAAGAAAUGGACCCCUUAUCAACUGUUGUAGGAAGCAAAUUGAAGCCAUGCACCAAGUUUUUCAGCACUGCUGGCUGUCCAUUUGGUGAGAGCUGCCACUUUCUCCACCAUGUUCCUGGUGGCUACAAUACUGUGGCCCAGAUGAUGAAUCUGGGACCUACUGUCACCCCACCAUCCAGAAGUAUGGCGGCCCCACUGCCAGUCCCUAAUGGCUUUGCUUCGUCUGCUGUUAAAGGCCGGCUAUGUAACAAAUACAGUAGUGCUGAAGGUUGCAAAUUUGGUGAUAAAAGUCAUUUUGCGCAUGGUGAGUGGGAACUUGGCAGGGAUUUUGCUCCAUCCCACAACAAUCCACGUGCUGCUGGAGGUGUUCCAGGACAUUUGGGUGGUCGUGUGCUGCUUUGUGGUUAUCAUGUGCAGUUGAUAGUUAGAAGAAUAAGAUUGUAGUUGAGCAUUUGAAUCUUUUUUAAUUGAAUAAUAGUUGGAGGCUUUACUUGUAUUCAGCUGCUAGAUGUACUUUUGGACUUUUAAGCAGUAUCAUUUAUUUGCGGA
Molecule: messenger RNA, 870 nt
Organism: Populus euphratica (Euphrates poplar)
Lineage: Eukaryota; Viridiplantae; Streptophyta; Magnoliopsida; Malpighiales; Salicaceae
Product: zinc finger CCCH domain-containing protein 14-like
Exons: 3
Coding region: 250-765 (171 amino acids)
Molecular function (GO): metal ion binding; mRNA binding
Source: RefSeq, a predicted model, not a curated record